This is a messenger RNA of Heterotrigona itama, 1660 nucleotides long. The record is from the annotation of a GenBank genome assembly. Lineage: Eukaryota; Metazoa; Arthropoda; Insecta; Hymenoptera; Apidae.
GAAUGAAAUACGAUCAAUUUAUAUCCUUGUAUUAUGUAAUAAGCAUACAAGGUCACGUUGCAAAUGCGUGGUCGUCAGUAAGAGAUGCUCUGUUUAAAGUUCUCUCUUUAGUUGUGACAGUGGUUAAUUGACAAAGAGUGUACUUUGUAUGAAUAGUAGAGUCAUUUCAGUUUGAAAAGGCAUAUCUGUAGGUUGUUGUAAAAUGACAGCAAAACAUAUAUUAUCAUUAUCAAACGCAGAAUUUAAAAAUUUCAUAGAUUCCAUUGAUGUAAUUUUAUCAGAUUGUGAUGGCGUAUUAUGGAAAGAAACCGAGGUAAUAAAAAAUUCACCAGAAACUGUAAAUAAGUUCAAGGAAUUAGGUAAAAAAUUUUUUUAUAUAACGAAUAAUAAUACUAAAACAAGAUCAGAAUUUCUCGAAAAAUGUAAAAAUCUUAAGUAUGAUGCAACUGUGGAUGAAAUAGUAUGUACUUCAUUUUUGUCUGCUGUGUAUCUCAAAGAAAAAAAAUUUGAUAAAAAAGUAUAUAUAGUUGGAAAUGCUGGUAUUGCUAAGGAACUGGAAACUGAAGGUAUCAAAUAUUGUGGUGUUGGACCAGAUAUAAUGGAAGAAGAUGAAGUAGAAAUGAUAAAAAAUUUUAAGCCAGAUCCAGAAGUUGGAGCAGUUAUUGUAGGCUUUGACAAACACUUUAGUUUUCCUAAGCUUUUAAAAGCUGCUACUUAUUUACAAGAUCCAAGUGUUUAUUUUAUAGGGACAAAUUGUGAUACGGAAAGACCUUCACCAAAUACUAAUAAAUUCCCAGGAACUGGAUGCUUUAUAAAAAUUAUAGAAGUAGCAUCUAAUAGAUCAGCAGUGAUGCUGGGGAAACCAGAAUCUUUUUUAAGUGAAUAUAUUAUAAAGAAAUAUGGUUUAAAUCCCCAAAGAACGCUUAUGAUUGGUGACAAUUGUGAUACCGAUAUUCUUCUUGGAAAGCGUUGUGGAUUCCAAACUCUUCUUGUAUUAACGGGUAUUACAACACAAAAUGAUAUAGAUAUCAUGAAUGCUUCUACUACAAAUUCCAAAGAUUUGAUAAUUCCAGAUUAUUAUGCAAACGAGUUAGGUGAUGUACUAAAAAUGAUUACAUCAUCUUGAUGAUUUCAUUAAUAGAAAAUAAGACAGCUCUAGCACAAUUCAAUAAUGUUUGCAUAUCGUGAUUAUCUCACUUUUAUUUAUAUUUUUCUGUUUUUCUAAUUAUUUGCGAUAUUAAUAAUAGAUGCGAAAUAUUUAAAUGUUGGUGAUAAAUAUUGUAAAUUCUAUUAUGCAUAUUUCUCCUGUUCAAUUAUAUGAUUCAUUAUAUAAAAUUAUAAAAAAUUAUAUAAAAAUUAUAUAAUUGCAUAUAGAAAUUUGCAUAUAAGAAUAUUGUGUUACACAUAUACAUAUAAUGUUAUAUUUAAUAACACGUUCAAUGUUAAAAUAGUAUAUAAUAGAAUAUAAUGUAUGUUAAAAUAGUAUAUAAUAGUAUAAUAUAUAAUAUUGAUAAUUAAUAGUUUAAUUCAAAUAUAAGAUGACAGUACAAAUAUAAAAAAGGUUUUACUGUUAUUUUUGGGGAUAUUUUAUUACUAUUACUUUUUAUUUUUAUUAAAGUUCUUGGAAGAAACUGAAGAUUUGCCAAAGAAUAAUAUAUGA